UACAAAUCACCUUGUUUUAACCAUAGAUGUACAACUCAUGUGGGACCAUGGCUUUUCCAAUAUCUGUAUGGCUGAACUGUGUGUGGAGGGCAACACAAGCUCGCUUGUUGCACAUGGGAUUGGAUGUCACAUUUACUUUUUGCGUACUUGGGUUCUUGAUUCACACGGCUGCCGUGUCAUCCCAAAAGUUGGAUGAUAUUGACCCCGUGGUGACCACCAAUUUUGGGAAAGUGAGGGGAAUGAAGAAGGAAUUGAACAAUGAAAUUUUGGGGCCAGUGAUCGAGUUUCUUGGAGUUCCUUAUGCUGCCCCGCCUAUUGGAGAACACCGAUUUCAACCGCCUGAGCCACCUUCUCCAUGGCCAGACAUCAAAAAUGCAACACAAUUUGCACCAGUAUGUCCCCAAAACAUCAUUGAGGGCAGAUUACCGGAAGUCAUGCUUCCUGUUUGGUUUACGAAUAACUUGGAUAUAGUUUCUACUUUCGUACAAGAUCAGAAUGAAGACUGUCUCUAUUUGAAUAUAUAUGUCCCGACUGAAGAUGACAUUCGAGAUAGUGGGGGACCUAAACCAGUCAUGGUAUAUAUUCACGGAGGGUCUUACAUGGAAGGCACUGGAAAUUUAUAUGAUGGCAGUGUGCUCGCAAGUUAUGGCAAUGUGAUAGUCAUCACCGUCAACUACCGACUUGGGGUACUUGGUUUCUUGAGCACUGGGGAUCAAGCAGCUAAAGGGAACUAUGGCCUUCUUGAUCUCAUUCAGGCCUUGAGAUGGACUAGUGAAAAUAUUGGGUUCUUUGGGGGCGACCCGCUGAGAAUAACUGUUUUUGGAUCUGGCGCCGGUGGUUCAUGUGUCAAUCUCUUGACUUUAUCCCAUUAUUCUGAAGGUAACCGUUGGAGCAAUUCAACCAAAGGACUUUUCCAAAGAGCAAUAGCUCAAAGUGGAACAGCUCUUUCCAGCUGGGCAGUCAGUUUUCAGCCUGCCAAAUACGCCAGGAUGUUGGCAACAAAAGUUGGUUGCAAUGUAUCGGAUACCGUAGAAUUAGUAGAAUGUCUACAGAAGAAGCCGUAUAGAGAACUUGUCGAUCAGGAUAUUCAGCCGGCCCGAUACCACAUAGCCUUUGGUCCAGUUAUUGAUGGGGAUGUGAUACCAGAUGACCCUCAGAUACUGAUGGAACAAGGAGAAUUCCUCAAUUAUGACAUUAUGUUGGGUGUUAACCAAGGAGAAGGGCUCAAAUUUGUGGAAAACAUUGUUGACAGUGAAGAUGGCAUAUCUGCUAGUGAUUUUGACUUUGCUGUCUCAAACUUUGUCGAUAACUUAUAUGGGUACCCAGAAGGCAAAGACAUCUUGAGAGAAACUAUUAAAUUUAUGUAUACGGAUUGGGCGGACAGACACAAUCCUGAGACAAGAAGAAAAACACUCUUGGCUUUAUUUACUGAUCACCAGUGGGUUGCACCAGCAGUGGCUACCGCUGAUCUUCAUUCAAACUUUGGAUCGCCUACAUAUUUUUAUGCCUUCUAUCACCAUUGCCAAACAGAUCAGGUUCCUGCAUGGGCAGAUGCUGCUCAUGGAGAUGAAGUUCCAUAUGUAUUAGGAAUUCCCAUGAUUGGUCCCACUGAAUUGUUUCCUUGUAAUUUUUCAAAAAAUGACAUCAUGCUAAGUGCGGUGGUGAUGACAUAUUGGACAAACUUUGCAAAGACUGGGGAUCCCAAUCAACCAGUUCCACAAGAUACUAAGUUCAUUCACACAAAACCUAAUCGUUUUGAGGAGGUAGCGUGGACCAGAUACUCUCAAAAAGAUCAACUUUAUCUUCACAUUGGAUUAAAACCACGCGUGAAGGAACAUUACAGAGCUAACAAGGUGAACCUGUGGUUGGAACUAGUACCUCACCUGCACAAUCUUAAUGACAUUUCACAGUAUACCUCUACAACAACUAAAGUGCCAUCAACUGAUAUUACUUUCAGGCCAACCCGGAAAAAUUUGGUACCUGUAACAUCAGCUUUUCCUACAGCCAAGCAAGAUGAUCCUAAACAACCACCGAGUCUAAUUUCAGGAGAUCAAAGAGACUAUUCCACGGAGUUGAGUGUCACCAUUGCUGUGGGGGCAUCCUUGUUGUUCUUGAACAUUUUAGCCUUUGCAGCGUUAUACUACAAAAAGGACAAGCGGAGACAUGAUGUCCAUCGGCGAUGUAGUCCUCAGCGUACAACUGCCAAUGAUCUCACCCACGCACAAGAAGAGGAAAUAAUGUCCCUCCAGAUGAAGCACAGUGACUUGGGUCAUGAAUGCGAAUCCAUUCAUCCACAUGAGGUGGUUCUUAGGACCGCCUGCCCCCCAGACUACACACUAGCUAUGAGAAGGUCACCUGAUGAUAUUCCUUUAAUGACCCCCAACACGAUUACAAUGAUUCCAAACACUAUACCUGGGAUUCAACCCUUACACACAUUUAAUACAUUUACCGGUGGACAGAACAGCAUUCUGCCCCAGCCACAUCCUCAUUCACAUUCAACAACUAGGGUAUAGCCAAACAAGAGGAUAUGAACUUUUAUUUUUGGGGUGGAUUCCAGUGGGUUAUAAUUGCUGAAGACUUAACUUGGCUUUCAACCCUACAAGACUGUUAUUAUUUAAAUUUGGAGGAAUAUUAUGUGAAUAUACAUAUCGAGAACUCGAGGGAGUUGGGGGAAAAAUGAAUUGUACAUAUAUACAAAUGAACUUUAAAAAAAAAGAGAAAGCAUAACUUUAGCAAUUGCUUGAAGCAAUUGUCUUGAAUGGUACUUUUUACAUUCACACUCUAUUAAUUUUUUUGAGGGUUUAAGUUACAUGAUGGAAUUAGGCAAGUGCAACACAGGAGUGGGAGAGAAACUACAACUGAAAUUUUUUUUAAAAAAAAAAGUUCUAUAAAUAUGCACAAGGGACACAUUGAUGGAAUGUCACAUCAUUUGCACCGGUUUUUAUUUGGAACUGUUUUCUUGUGUAGACCAUAUUUAUACCUUUGAAUCAGUAUCCAAAGCUUCAGAGCUGUUCAAGGCCUUAGACACAGGCUCAUGUGCUGAGAUCUGCCAGUUUCUUGUUUUGGUUUUUUUUUUUUUUAAAGUAACCAUGUUCUGGAAAUCUGGCAGCUUCAACAUGACCACACAAAGUGCUGUCGUUAUAAACAUUGUGGGAAUAAAGGAACUGAAUAUUUUUUUCGCACAACGUGCAUGAUAAUUUAUUAUGCUUGGUGGGUGUGCUGCUGAUUAAGCUGUCAUUAAAAUCUUUUCUCAUGUCAUUGGAGUGUCCAACAGAAACUUAUUUCCUUGAUUGGCCUAAUUGAAGGAAGGUUUGUUUUCUAGGGGGAAAAAAGAGAAAAGAAAUUGUACGUAAACUCCUGCCUUCCAUUAAUGGAGGUCUCUGCAGUAGCUUCUAGAGAGACUUGAUGGUACAAGUCAGUUUUUCUCAACUUAAUGUCCUCCAGAUGCGUUGGGCUUAUUUUUGGUGGAAAGUUGACACUGAAGUCCAAGAUAUCUGAUGGGCAACAUGUUGAGAAACUCUCCUCCAAGGGUUCAGCAGCGAACUAAAUAAUGUGAAACAAUGUGAAGUAAUGGUAAAUAAGAAUAAUGCCUCCCUACUCCAUCACCACCAUGCUAUUAAGUUACAACAUUUUAAUAGGGCAUCUUUUGAUGAAGUCAGCCCCAUUUGGGUUCUAGUUUCAUUACAAUCUCUUCCACGUACAUCAGAAUUAGUUCAAUGAACAGAACCGCAACAACAUCAAAAGAAAAAGGAAGUUUCCAAGAUUUAUUUGCUAGGAAUAUGUCGCCAGAGUGACCUUGUUGAAAAUGAUCACAACAAAUACAACUUUUCUCGUAUUCAUGUGGCCAAUUAUAUUGCAUGAGGACAAAUUCACUUAACACAAUUUCCAAGUUAUUCCCUUUUUUUUUUUUUUUGGCUUUGUGUAUUGUCAGUGAAUCACAGAG
Molecule: messenger RNA, 3943 nt
Organism: Ahaetulla prasina
Lineage: Eukaryota; Metazoa; Chordata; Lepidosauria; Squamata; Colubridae
Gene: NLGN1
Product: neuroligin 1
Exons: 5
Coding region: 27-2513 (828 amino acids)
Biological process (GO): modulation of chemical synaptic transmission; synaptic vesicle endocytosis; presynaptic membrane assembly
Cellular component (GO): postsynaptic specialization membrane; synapse; cell surface
Molecular function (GO): neurexin family protein binding; signaling receptor activity
Source: RefSeq, a predicted model, not a curated record